Enterobius vermicularis (human pinworm) is the source of this 1545-nucleotide messenger RNA. Lineage: Eukaryota; Metazoa; Nematoda; Chromadorea; Rhabditida; Oxyuridae. The record is from the annotation of a GenBank genome assembly.
AUGGUCGAGCAGUGCGACAAGUUACUUAAUUUUUUAUCAAAUGAGGAUAGUGUCAAAUCUAAUACAGAGGAUUUAGCCAUUGUCGCGAUGUUUGCGCCACAGCCGAAAGCCCAAGCGACUACUCGGCCUGCGCAGAUGCUUACCAGUCAAAGUGAGGCCUCUGCUAAAGAAAAUCAUAAGCUUUAUAAGGUACUGGGUGGAAUAGUUCUUAAGGUCAGGCUUGCUGGUUACGUAUAUGAAUAUUUAAUACUGAACGGUGCGACAAAAACUGCCGAAUGUUUCAAAAGCGAGUACUUAUCGACAAUAACAAAGGCUAUGCCCACACUCCAGUCUUCUGACCCUCCUGGUUUUCUGCAGAAUUGGUUUUUCUUGUUUUGGGAUCUGUACUCGGCAGCUCCAGAAAAACGUGAUUCGUGCGAAGCUUCGCAGGAGGCCAAAGCUUUUCAUGAAUUUGGUUUUAUGAAUCCGUCACAUGGAGUUCCAACUGGCCCGGUAAGUGGACCAAUGAUGAACGGGAUGCACACUUCGCACAUGUUUUCUUCGGCAGCACCAAGUCCUUUGAGCCUUGGCCCAGGACCCGGUGGUGAUGGCAUGAUGCCAGGUGGCGGUUAUUAUCCACCACGUUCUGCUCAGCCUGGUCCGUCUGGAUCGACAAGCCAAGCUUCUCCAAUUUCUGGUGUGCCGUCAGCCGGUAAUUUUGCUGCCGUUCCUCCAAGGUACGGAAUGCCUGCAGCACGGAAUGGUCCACCUGGACCUGGAGGUAUGCCUCCUGCUGGCUUUCCUGGCGGUGCUCCACCUCACAUGUUUACUGGAAGCGAACAGAUGCGUCCUCUUCCUGCACAGCGACUACCUCCGAAUGCUGGACCCAUGCGGAUGCCCACUGGUUAUCCUGGAAUGCGACCUAACGGUCCAAUGCGCUACACAUCGCCGAUGUAUAUGGAAUCUCCUACUGGCGCUCCGUUUUCGAACACUAUGAUGCCGAAUGGAGCAAUGUGCUCGUCUUCAGCAGCGUCAAUGAUGUCGUCCCCAGGCCCUGGUGGCCCAAUGCAAUCAGGACCUGAAAGUCAGGAUCCAAGAAGCUACAUGAUGAUGUCUUCAGCAUCUAGUAUGCAGUAUAUGCAUCCAGAAGGCAGUAUGACACCUGGAGCUGGCGGGCGAGGAUCAGCAGGUCCGCCUUGCUCAACUUCCGACCCGCAGAUGACGUCUUUAUUGAAUGGGGAUGAAAUGAAACAUUCGCCCGCUUCUACUCAUGGGGGAAUUAGUUGUGGCACACCUAGUGCGACCGGAGGACCCGGAAGUCAAGCUGCGGUUGGUGGACCUGGUUCAGUUGCUGGUGCUGGGGUUGGUGGUCCUGGUUCAGUCCAUUCGCAGAGCGGUGGUUCUACCGGCGGACAAGGUGGUCCUCCCAUCUCACAGGGAGGAAAUGCUGUCUCUGGGCAGGAAGAGGCUAGUGAGAUUUCAAAAAUUAAGCAAAGUUUGUUUGACGACAUGAAGUAUGGUGGAAAGGAAGAAAGUACUACGGAUAAUUAUCAUCAGUAUCCGUAA